GAUGCGAUCUCAAAUUCACAAUUUCACAAAAAGGAAACUUUGUUUUUUGUUGAGCGAUCUUUUAUGAAUUUUUGAAUUAAUUAACCCUAUUCAUUGCAACCUAAAUGUAGCAUAUAAUGUGUGUGCUGUGUUAGCAGAUAGCCUCGUAUCGAUCUUAGAUCUUGAAUUGAAUCGUCGCGUAAGUUGUUCAAAUUAUUGAUCCGCUGCAAAUAUGAUUCCAAACGAGAUUUUUGCUGAAGAUCUGAUGAGUACUGUAAUAAGAUACGGCUUGUAUAUUGGAGCGGCGUUCCAGUUAGUCUGCCUCCUCGCUUGUGCCGCCAUUGUAGAUGACCAGUGCGAGCCCCAUGCGUAUGAAAAGACGUACACAGACAGUGAUGAAUGCAGCUCAGAGCAAUCCUCGCCCGGUCACCGUGCUACUAUGUCCAGAGCGCGACGGCAUGACAAGAAAAAGAGGCGUUAGCCGAGAUGGAAACCUUUGAAAUGAAACCGACUCCAGUAACCAGUAUGGUUAUUUUUAUUUCAGAUAUUUUCAAAAUAGUAUUAGAGAUCUGUAUUUUUAUUUCCUUAAAUGUGAUAAUUUUGAUAGUAACAAUUUUGAUCAAUGUAUUUAAUGUUUUAAACUUUUUUUACUUAGAUUUAAGUAAGCAUUUACUUGUUUAUUGAAAGUUUGUUAGAUUAUUAUUGAUAAGUAUAAAAAUAACUUUAUUUAAUACCUACUAUGACAAUGAUUUUGAGACAUAUUUUAUCCAUGUCAGAAUAGGUUUUUUUAGCUAAUUGCUUGCCAUUAAAUUCAGGGUGUAACAAUAAGUUUGUGAAAAACAUGAAAUUCAAACCUGACCUUGAUUUUAAAUCAGAAAAAAAUUGGCAAUAUUUUUUUUACAAACUUCUUGUUGAGAUUCUGUAUAAUGUUAAUAAAAUAUACCUAAUCACUCAUAUACUCAUUAGUAAUUUACUUAUGUAACUUGUAGGAUGUCAUUAUUGCAGUAUUCCAAUGACGAGAAUAUCUAAUGCCAAAUCAAAAUAGUAAAUACACAAUGUAGAUGUGUCACAAAUUCUCUUGAACCUUAUGGAAGGUGGUUUACUUGAAGGUAACUUUUGUAUUUUAAAAAGCCAGCUGCUAAGAAUAAAUA
Ostrinia nubilalis (European corn borer) is the source of this 1130-nucleotide messenger RNA. Its product is annotated as protein anon-73B1. Bases 212 to 460 code for a protein of 82 amino acids. The transcript has 2 exons. Gene Ontology annotation, cellular component: membrane. The record is from RefSeq and is a predicted model, not a curated record. Lineage: Eukaryota; Metazoa; Arthropoda; Insecta; Lepidoptera; Crambidae.